UAGACCAGCCGUCCUUGGAAUACCUGCUUCUCAAGUUGUAGUGAAAUUAUGUUCAUUUUGUUGCACACUUGAUGUCGAUUUGUACGUAAACUGAUAUACCAUGAUCUCUGAAACUUUCGCAGAUAAGUGCGUAUCGCUGGAUCUUGUUAUCUCACAGGAAAAUAAAGGCGAGGUAACCGAGGAAGGAAUCUCUCGUGUUGAAUCCAAAGAGAUUGAUAACACACGGAUGGAUGAGUCUCAUGAAAAGAUAAUACAUGUUACGGAAGAUAUUCUACUCGAAAGUAGCUCCAUGGGCCAUCUAUCCUCUGACUCGGAAGAAAUUGAUGCCGCAGCAGGAGGCUCCCUUCUUCAUAGUGAUUCAGUGGACAAUAUAGCCAAUGUUGCAGUAGCAUCCACUAAGUACCUAGGUGUCGGAGUAGUCCAUAACUUCAAUUUUGACCGAAUUUGCCCUAAUUAUGAAUGCAUUGGCGGUUUCACAGGUAUCGUUCCUUAGAAGAGAAGGUAUCCAUGCUACUGCCGACGGUCCAAGAAAUGAUGUUCACUCCUUGCCAAGAUAUCUCUGAUGUAGUGCUCCAGGAUUGGGAUGCAGCUUUGGAUGAGGCUAAGGCGGCUAGGCUGGAUGUCGGAUGGUUGCGUGACUUUCUUGCAGGCGCACAAAAGAAACUUAGUCUGGCAGGUACCUUUUCUGGUCGGGAGGCGGUCGAGAAAGAAAAAGCUGAUAGUGAGAGGUUGACUCAGGAAUUAAAGCUUGCCACUGAAAACCUCGAAAAGUUGGAGAGAGCAUACGCCGAUGGUGCUGAGCCGACCUUCAAAAAUUUCUUCUAUGAAUAGUUUUCUUUAUCGUGGGUCUUUCUGAGAUACCACUUUUGGUUUUAUUUGUCUAGGUUUUGAACGAAUAUAUAUUUGGAAAGGAUUUUUAUGAUGAAAUGAAAUAAGAUUCUUUUGAUUAAGUAAAGUUUAAAUUCUAAUCAUGAGUGCAAAAUAUUGUAUAUAUUUUGGAGGAAAUACAAAUAUUACUGAAAAUAGGGAAAUCGAGACAAGAGUGGUAAAAAUGCUUUAAGCUGU
This is a messenger RNA of Papaver somniferum (opium poppy), 1065 nucleotides long. RefSeq lists its product as uncharacterized. The transcript is spliced from 2 exons. The record is from RefSeq and is a predicted model, not a curated record. NCBI's taxonomy places the organism in Eukaryota, Viridiplantae, Streptophyta, Magnoliopsida, Ranunculales, Papaveraceae. Bases 460 to 831 code for a protein of 123 amino acids.